This is a messenger RNA of Cynara cardunculus var. scolymus (artichoke), 1449 nucleotides long. Its product is annotated as protein REVEILLE 6-like. NCBI's taxonomy places the organism in Eukaryota, Viridiplantae, Streptophyta, Magnoliopsida, Asterales, Asteraceae. Bases 133 to 1122 code for a protein of 329 amino acids. The record is from RefSeq and is a predicted model, not a curated record. Gene Ontology annotation, molecular function: DNA binding. The transcript has 9 exons.
AUCAACAGCCACUUGACGCAGUUGACUUGGCGGGGAAGCGAAUGUUUUCCGGUGGUCGGUUGUUUCAAACAAAGCCACAUAAAUUUCACUUCCUUUUUUCACCUUUCCAACCGCCAUUGUAGAACUACUCACAUGGUAUCACUCAAUCCGAAUCCACACGAAGGCUUCUACUCUGAUUCGUCCGCCAUGGUUAUGGCCUCCUUUUCCGCUCCCGCAGUCGUCGUUGUUCCGCCCUCCGUUAACUCCUCGUCUGCCGAUGACGCUUCCAAGAAGAUCAGGAAACCCUACACCAUUACUAAGUCCAGGGAGAGCUGGACCGAUCCGGAGCAUGAUAAGUUCCUAGAAGCCCUCCAACUUUUUGAUCGUGACUGGAAGAAAAUUGAAGCUUUUAUAGGCUCAAAGACCGUCAUUCAGAUUCGUAGUCAUGCACAGAAGUACUUUCUGAAGGUCCAAAAAAGUGGUAUUAACGAACAUCUGCCCCCUCCUCGUCCUAAAAGGAAAGCUGCUCAUCCAUAUCCGCAAAAGGCUGCAAGAAAUGCUCCGGCGAUCUCGCAAGUUACAGCAUCUUUCAAAACCUCACCUGCUCUUAGUGAACCUGGAUAUGUACGAGGGACCAAUCCUUGUACACUAGUGAUGAAUCCUGUAUCAGAUGCAGCUGUUUGUUCUCGAACCCAUAACUCCAUGGAUUUUGGUAGUUUACCUCGUAUGGCUAAAGAUGAUAGGACACCCGGAGGCCAACCAGCAGCUACUAACUGUUGCAGCAGUAAUGAAAGUGGCCUCAAAACACGACCCACAAGUGAAACACAUGAACAAAGGACACAUGGGCUUCCAUUGAGAGUUCUGCCCGACUUUGCUCAAGUAUAUGGCUUUAUUGGUAGUGUCUUUGAUCCGAGUACCAGUGGUCACUUGCAGAAACUCAAGAAGAUGGACCCUAUUGAUGUUGAAACGGUAUUGCUGCUAAUGAGAAACCUAUCCAUCAAUUUGAGCAGUCCUGAUUUUGAGGAUCAUAGACAGUUGUUGUCAACGUAUGAGGUUGAUUCGGAGAAAGAGAACUCGGAUGAUGUGAUCGACACUCUUCUCGACUGUCAAUCUGGACAAGAUUUUAGUCACCUUGGGACGUAAAAAGAGGAAGGAGUGAGGCAUGACGUUUUAACUUGACUUUUAAGUAUACAACUCAUUAUGUUGGCCCCUGCUUCUGCUGAUAUGGAAGUGUUCCGGGGGAAGGGAUGAAGAGGAAGAAAAAUCUAUGAUGAUGUAACAUGUAAAGGCUAGCUAGCUAAUGUAUGCAUGCAUGAUGUAUGUAUGUAUGUAUGUAUAUAUGUAUGUAUGUAUGAAUUUAUAUGUGGUGUGAGUGAAUGUUUUCACAUUUUUCAAAUGGAUGCAUGCAUCCUGGUUUACCAGUUUCUGUAAGGUCCUAAUGAAGCUUAAACAUGUAACAUAGUUUUUUGA